AUGCUGCAGAAGCUCGAGUCUCUCUGUCCGACGAAACCGUAUGACGAAUGGAUAGAACACACUCAGAUUGAGCAAGACUUGUCUGAUCGCGCUUCAACGCAUUUCACAUGUUCCAUGUGUCUGGAAGAUGUAAAUGGGACAGAUCUAAUGCACGUGUUGUCCUGUCGGCACGUGUAUCACGCACACUGCCUGGAGCAGUGGUUCCUUGGGCGUCACUUUUUGUGUCCUCUAUGUAACCGAGCCUUCUUCGAGCAGAAUGAGCCAGGGCCAGAUAACGUCUAG
Molecule: messenger RNA, 282 nt
Organism: Aspergillus fischeri NRRL 181
Lineage: Eukaryota; Fungi; Ascomycota; Eurotiomycetes; Eurotiales; Aspergillaceae
Product: RING finger protein
Exons: 2
Coding region: 1-282 (93 amino acids)
Biological process (GO): protein ubiquitination
Molecular function (GO): ubiquitin protein ligase activity
Source: RefSeq, a predicted model, not a curated record